AUGAACGUUAAAAUCAAGGACUUAAAUAACGAGAAAAACAGCCUAAUUACUGUAAUUAAGAUUCUACAGGAGGAUCAACAUAAUGAACAGCCAUGGAGUGUUGAAACCAAACAAAAGAAGAUCCAAAGACAAAGCAUACCACCCACCGAUAAAACAUCAAACAAUGGCGAACCAUUAAGAUCAAACAAUCGAUAUUCCAUUUUAAGUGACACAGACAAUGAACACAAAGUUGUUAUAACAUCUCAAGUGAGUAAACCCCUGGACAGAGAUAAUCUAAAACAACAUAAUAACAAGAAUCAAGCGCGUCACAAUGCCAAACAACCUAGUGAGGAAGAAAAACGAAUGAAUGAAUAUGCCCAAACCAAAAGAACUGAACCAAAGAGUCAACAAAGCGACCAGGAGAGAUGUGAUAGGCAUGAUUCCCAAUUCAAUAAACCCAGAGUUGCUAUACUAGGAGAUCCUAUGCUUAAACAUUUGAAUAUCAAAAGAAUGCAAAAUGGACUGAGUAAACAGAAAAUUAAUAUUAAAACAUUUCCAGGUGCAGGAAUUGAUCAAAUGAAACAUGUCGUUCCUACCCUGAACACAACGCCGGACAAACUUAUUCACAUUGGAACUAAUGACCUCCAUAACAAAACACCAGAUAACCAACUGAAGUCAAUAAAUAAUCUUGGGCAGACAAUCACACAACAGAACAAGGAUAAUCACUGA
Paramuricea clavata is the source of this 708-nucleotide messenger RNA. The record is from the annotation of a GenBank genome assembly. Lineage: Eukaryota; Metazoa; Cnidaria; Anthozoa; Malacalcyonacea; Plexauridae.